GUCUGAGAUUCGGUUAUGAACAAUUGUUUCCAGCACGUUGCUAUUAUGAUAGCCCUGGCUGUCUAUACUUGAGGAGCAAUGGAUGCUCUGGCCCUUUCAGAGGCCAGCGUCCCCCAUGGGAACAAUGCAGCCAGCGAUAAUGGUGCUGAAGACACUCCCUCAACGCAGGGCGACAACAAAUUUCAGCGGGCCAUAGCUGCAUGGCGCAACAUCGAUCUCUCGUCGUUGAUGCCACAGCUGGACUCUACCGCCUCCGAAAUAGUGUCACAGCAAAGAGACGCUUUGCUUGAACGUAAAGAAUUGGCUCAGAAAACGAAGGAUUUCAGAAAGCUAGAAGACGCUGCAAAGUUGACAGAGUACAAAGCUUUGCUGAAGUCUUACCAGUCCUUCAUCGAUCUGAUAACUGGUCAUGGCAAGGCAUCUUCGUCUGCCUUUCUCCAACUAUACCAGCCUCUAUCCGAAGCGCCUGAUCCAUUUCCUCUACUCGAAGCAUCUGUUGACUCCCUUGUUGCGUCCGAGGAUACCGUCCCUAGACUUGCAACCGAGAACCAGCAACUGUUGGCCAGGGUGAAUAAGCUGAGUGCACAAUUAGAGGAGACGGAAAAGAAAUUGCAAGAUGAGAGCAAUUCCAGGCGAGAGGCAGAAGCGGGAUCGGGAAGCCGCGUACAAGAAAUUGAACAGAAAUGGGAGAAAGUCCUGGAAGAGAAGCAGAAUAACUGGACUUCGAGAGAACAAGCUCUGGAAGAGAAGGUCGAGAACCAGGACAGGCUAUUGAAGGAGUUGAAGGCGAACUACGAGGUUUCGCAGAGACUACAAGACGGCACAGCUGAGAGUGUUUCGUCUAAGGCUGCAUCCGCAGAGUUGGAAAUGGUGCAUUCAGAACUCGAGAAGACCAGUGCCCGUUUGGCCGAAGUCGAAGCCAGGAAUGAACAAUUGCGCCUAGAUCUUGCACGGGCAUCGCAGGAUGCAGCAAGACAUGAGAUCGAAGAAGAUCCGACGUACCUACGACUUCAAUCCGAGAACUCCUCCCUCCUGAGGAAGAUUGAAUCCGCUCGGUUUGAGAAAGAAACCGAGAAGCGGACAUGGGAAGAUAAACUCCGUCAAGCAGAGCGACAAAGAUCACAACUAUCAGGUGAGAACGAAGAACUACGGACCAAGAUCAACAAAUGGUCGGAUUACGACGACCUGAAGCGCGAGCUCGAUACCCUACGAUCUCUUGAGUUGUCAGUCGAGGACGAUGACAAUGCUGAUGAUGGACCCACGAAUGGAUGGGCCGAAGCUGGCAACAAACAAUCUCUUGAACAAUUGCUUCUAGCACGUAACAAGAAAUUAAGCAAUGAGCUAACCUUGCUUCGAGUAUCGCACCAAGAUUUACAACGUCAACUCGAGGAACAUCAAGAAGAACUCUCUCGAACGAAUGCAGAGCUAGAGAAGUCUCAAAAGCUCUCUUCAACCCUGGAAAAUGAUCUGUUAAGAAUACAGGAGGAAGCAGCGAAUGCACUUCCAUCUUCCGGUAUGUCGGUGGCUGGUACUUAUGUGUCACGGCAUCCAACCAGUUCUCUACGACGUGGAAGAGCAUCACCCACCUCGUCCAUUAUUUCGGGCUAUGAGAUGCAACCUCGGGGAAAUACUCUCGAAUCCUUGCGAGCAGGCGAACCUGUUGGAGGAGGCUCGGGUAUCUUGCCAAUGAUUCAAGCUCAACGAGACAGGUUCAAGCAAAAGAAUCAGCAGCUCGAAGAAGAGCUCUCCAACACAUACGCGACAGUCACUUCAUUGCGCCAAGAGGUCGCAUCGCUCCAGAAGGACAACCUCAAUCUGUACGAAAAGUCCAGAUACGUGUCGGCGUAUAGCCGUGGGCCUACCGCCACCUCCUCUGCUUCAUAUGGGGGAUCGCCGGGUCAUAUGUCCGUACAGAUAUCGGACGAUAGCACUUCAAAUCGAUGGAAGUCGCAGUACGAGGCCAAUAUCUCACCCUUUGCCGCCUUCCGAGGUCGGGAGGCCGCACGUGCCUAUAAACGCAUGAGCCUUCCUGAGCGGGUCAUCUUCUCUUUGACCAGGAUCGUCCUUGCCACCAGGACUUCGCGCAACCUCUUUGCCGCGUACUGCAUGGCACUCCAUCUCUUGGUUUUCUUGAUGCUAUAUUGGAUGGGCGCAGCCGAUGUUGACCGCACUGCUGUUCACCUCGGAGAAGCCGCGGUAGCAGCUGGUGGCGCUGCUCUCCGAGCUCCGGAUUCGAAUGCAGUCGAAUGGCAUCAGGAGGAAUUCGGUUGAUCCUCAUUCAGGGUACCUUGGUCUUGUCGCUUUUGCGAUAUGCAAAGUACCUGAUUCCAUGCCAGUUCACCUUUCUUGUCUGUUUCAUCCUGCCUCUAGUCUCUGCUUAACGUUAACCCGUGGGUUUGCGCAAGGGAAAGGGUCUACGCUAUGUAUCGGGGAAGAUAUGUGCUCGCCGCCCAACUCGUUGGCAGAGAAGCCAUGUUGCUUAGACGGACGGAGGAUUCUGCGCGCCGUCGCACCAUUCACCGAAUGGGAAUAGAAUAUCUUUGGCUCCUUUUCCAAGACGACGGCGAUGGUCCU
Molecule: messenger RNA, 2574 nt
Organism: Exophiala oligosperma
Lineage: Eukaryota; Fungi; Ascomycota; Eurotiomycetes; Chaetothyriales; Herpotrichiellaceae
Exons: 3
Coding region: 79-2271 (730 amino acids)
Biological process (GO): intra-Golgi vesicle-mediated transport
Cellular component (GO): Golgi membrane
Source: RefSeq, a predicted model, not a curated record